This is a messenger RNA of Paramuricea clavata, 903 nucleotides long. The record is from the annotation of a GenBank genome assembly. NCBI's taxonomy places the organism in Eukaryota, Metazoa, Cnidaria, Anthozoa, Malacalcyonacea, Plexauridae.
AUGGCCACCAUCUCGUUUUACAAAGAGUUGGACAAUAUUACGACUGCUGAUUUUUACUCUGUUUCCAACCAAAAGAAAAAGAGAAAGCUUGACUACGGGGGAAAUUAUUUCGCCGUAGAUCGUUUAAUUGCCGAGAGAAGCGAGAAAGGCGUAAGUUCAAAUAUAAUUUUAGUAAUUUGACGUUUGUCGGUUUUUAUUAAUUUUGCUGCGUGAACUAUAUUUUGGCCAUGGACAUAAACUAAUAAGACUGUUUGUAUGCAAAUAAUUUGUUUAGGAAGAACCAGAAUACCUUGUUUUAUGGCACGGCUAUUCGCGAUACGACGCCUCCUACGAACCUGAAAGCAAUAUUACAAGACUUUGCAUCAGGUAGCGUACUGCAGUGUUUAUUAAAAAGUACAUCAGUGACUGAAAUCAUUCACUCACUCAUUCAUCACCUCAAUACUAGAAUAUAGUAGCUAGCCAUACUAAAUAUUGUUUUAUUUUCGUAGAUACUACCAUAAUGCACAACCAAAUGUAAAGGAUAUUCAUGAAUUUGCUGAUUUAUUUCGAGAAAAAAUUGAGCAGGCUCUUAAACACAACAGGAGGAAUGAAAGAUUGACCUUCGAAUGCAGAGGAGAUGUUUUUAAGUUCUUGUUCGCAGGUAAAGGUUAUUUUUUGCAACGUUGGCAAGUUUUGGAAGAAAAUGACUUUCCGCAACAGUUAUUUCAAAAAGGAUGGACUGUUAGGAUGAACAAACAUGGGGAGGGAAUGAAGUUACAUUUUUCAGUCAAGAUACGUUGGUUUAUUUCCUGGUCGCCACUUAAAUACAAUGUUGACACAAAAGGUACCACAGUUCCUUGUAAAAGAGCCCCUUUUGAAAAAAUGUCAGUUGAAGUAAUCAAAGUAGCUGCUUGGUAUGGAUAA